UUUAAUCCCCUCUUUAGUCAGGAUCAGCUUAUCAAAUCAGAAUGUUAAAGAGAAUGUGCUGCAUGCGGUUAAAAACCGCUGGCUAUGUAUUCGGUGGGAUCGAUAUCGUUGUAAAUACCUUACUCUUGGCAUUGCUUCUGUUUUUCGUAAUUGAUUAUGUGGCGUAUGGUGAGGUUUUUAUGCUAAUUGUUUUGGCAAUCGUUUUUGUAAAACUUCAGAGUGGUUUCAUGAUGAUCUUAGGCAUCAAAAUGCAACGUCAUCUCUUAUUACUGCCCUGGUUGAUAAUUUUUGGAAUCCAAUUGAUAUAUAUAAUAUUUCAGUCUUCAACUGUUAUGGGAUACGAGAUAGAUUUUAAUAUUAAUGUAAAUCAAUCGACAAAAUGUUCCGUAAUGAUAUUGCUUCUCUUAGUUAUUCCUUCUUGGCUGUUUGGUUUAUAUAUCUUGUAUGGCAUUUACUCGUUGUAUAAGGAGAUUCAAGCCACCCGAAAGCAUCAGCAGGCCCAACUGUAAAAAUAAUAAACAAGAAGGAGUAAAAGUUUGUAACUAUUUCAAACAUAAUUAAUUGAAUUGUUUUCCGUGUAGAGUUUUUAAUAAAAUAAAGAAGUUUCAU
Molecule: messenger RNA, 609 nt
Organism: Drosophila willistoni
Lineage: Eukaryota; Metazoa; Arthropoda; Insecta; Diptera; Drosophilidae
Exons: 4
Coding region: 42-509 (155 amino acids)
Source: RefSeq, a predicted model, not a curated record